AUGCCGGAACCUCUUGAGAAGCGGAGAAAAGGAGAUCCCGAGCCCUUGCCGAAAAAGAUCGAUCCGGAUGCGCAGAUCACAAUCCGUUUUGUCGGCGAGGAUGGGAGCGAAUUGGGCGGCGGGGGCAUCGUUCUCCCUUCGGGGGUUUCUGUCGGCAACCUACAGCAGCUUUGCAACACUCUUCUCGAAUCUGGCGAUGACCCAGUGCCGAUCUCGUUCUUUACUGAAGAAGGGCUCGAAAUUCGUGACACCGUCAAUGAUUCACUGGAUACGAUUGAUCAAGAAAAGACCCUAACACUGGUCUAUGCGCCUCAAGCUGUUUUCCGCGUGCGACCAGUCACGAGAUGUUCGUCCUCAAUGCCGGGACAUGGAGAGCCAGUCGUUUCAGCUCAGUUUAGUCCCGAUGGCAGCGGUCUGGCUUCCGGAUCGGGCGAUUGUACAGUUCGAAUUUGGGAUACACAGACUGAGCUGCCGUUGUACACAUGCAAGGGGCACAAAAAUCACGUACUCUGCGUCGCAUGGUCGCCAAAUGGUUUGCGUAUCGCUUCCGCGUGUCGUAAUGGCCAGAUUCUUCUCUGGGAUCCGGCGACGGGCGAGCAGGUCGGCAAGCCGCUUGCUGGACAUAAACAGUGGAUCACUAGCUUGGCCUGGCAGCCAUUGCACCAGGAUCCCUCCUGCAGACUACUUGCUUCCGCGGGAAAGGACGGUAAUAUCAAAAUCUGGGAUACGGUCAAAGCAUUGCCCGUGAAAACCCUGAGCGGCCAUACUGCCUCGGUUACUUGUCUGCGUUGGGGUGGACAAGGUCUGAUCUACACCGGGUCGCAGGACCGAACGAUCAAGGUAUGGCGUGUGGAUGACGGAGUGAUGUGCCGUAAUUUGACCGGACAUGCGCAUUGGAUCAAUACACUAGCCUUGAAUACGGACUAUGUGAUGCGCACUAGUUGUUUCGAUCCCAGCAAGGGCUCUAAGCAUCCGGAAAAUGAAUCACAGGCGAAAGAAAUUGCGGAGAAGCGUUAUCAAGAUGCGGUGCGUGUUUGUGGUGGGGAAAGACUCGUUUCAGGAUCCGACGACUUCACCAUGUUCCUUUGGAAUCCCAGUGAAAAUAAGCAGAUGAUUGCGCGUCUAACUGGCCAUCAACAGCUGGUUAAUCAGGUGGUCUUCUCCCCAGACACCCGUUGGAUCGCUUCAGCCUCCUUCGACAAAUCGAUCAAACUAUGGUGUGGACGUACCGGGAAAUUCCUCGCUUCGUUGCGAGGCCACGUUCAGGCUGUUUAUCAGGUGGCUUGGUCAGCCGACAGCCGUUUGCUAGUCUCUGGCUCGGCAGAUUCUACGUUGAAGGUAUGGGAUAUGCGCAGCAAACAUCUGAUGUUUGACCUGCCCGGUCAUGGUGACGAGGUCUACUGUGUUGAUUGGAGCCCGGAGGGCACGAAGGUCGUAUCGGGCGGAAAGGACAAGAUUCUGAAGUUGUGGCGCCAA
Messenger RNA from Mesorhabditis spiculigera, 1476 nucleotides. The record is from the annotation of a GenBank genome assembly. Lineage: Eukaryota; Metazoa; Nematoda; Chromadorea; Rhabditida; Rhabditidae.